This is a messenger RNA of Staurois parvus, 432 nucleotides long. The record is from the annotation of a GenBank genome assembly. Lineage: Eukaryota; Metazoa; Chordata; Amphibia; Anura; Ranidae.
AUGAGUCGCUUCCUUGCUGUCCUGCGCAGUUGGCUGAUGAUGGUUUCCAUUAUUGCGGCUGGAAACACUCUGCAGAGCUUCCGCGAUCACAGCUUCCUGAGCGAUAAACUAUACACAGGGAGGCCGAGCCAAGUGAAUGGCCUGCAGGCUCGCACCUUCGGGAUCUGGACGCUGCUCUCGUCUGUGAUUCGCUGUGCCUGUGCCAUCGAUAUCCGCAAUAAGACACUCUACCACCUCACCCUGUGGACCUUCAUCCUGGCGCUGGGCCACUUUACGUCCGAAGUCUGGAUUUAUCACACUGCUCACAUGACCAUUGGAGUCAUGGCGCCACUUAUGGUCGCAAGUUUCUCCAUCCUGGGCAUGCUGAUUGGAUUCCAGUACCUGGAGGUUAUACAGGAGCCCCCCGCUACCUCCAUGAAGAAGAGAAACUGA